This is a messenger RNA of Neurospora hispaniola, 1971 nucleotides long. RefSeq lists its product as uncharacterized. The record is from RefSeq and is a predicted model, not a curated record. The transcript has 3 exons. The coding region runs from base 204 to 1769 and encodes 521 amino acids. Lineage: Eukaryota; Fungi; Ascomycota; Sordariomycetes; Sordariales; Sordariaceae.
GCAGCGAAGUCAGGACGGCAGCGCCUUCGCAAUCUCCACCGAACCUUCGCCUCUUUCUUUUUCCCCCACCUUGUUCAAGAAUCUGAGCCGGUUUCCUCUCGGCACAUCGGCUUCCAUCACAUUUCUUCGUCUUCGCCUUAGCAAUCAGGACUCUAUUCCCGACGCGACACGACAGAAGCGUGACAAACAACAUCAUCAGAAAGAUGCCAGACGACGAUCUGAUUGACAAGCUGCUAGCCCAGCUGCCCGCGCCAUACCCACUUUCAACUGGGCGUAGCAGCAAUGAGACGUCGCUCCCGUCGGUCAGGAGGGAGAGAACCGUUGCUCCCACGUUCCAAAAUAUUCCUCCCCUGCGCGUCUCGGACCGUGGUUCAAGCAGCGAGCUCGAGCCAGGUGAAAUUGCCUCCACCCACACCGCCGGCAGUUCGCCGUUGGAUGGCGUUCAAAAAGGGCCAAUGGUCAUUCGCCCUGCGCCCGGAAAGGUUGACGUCGUUAAAGAGCUACCUGGCAUCAAAAAUCCAUUGUCUUCUCUCCUCCAUUCACAGGUGCCGGCCGGCCCAAAGCCCGUGCCGGGAACACCUCAGGAUCGGUUCAAGAACUCUGUUCUGGCCAAUCCUUUGAUGGGUACAAAGUCUCCACGUGCCCCGGGCAGCUGGGGCGGCCCUCAGCCGGUGUUCCGAUCCCAUGCUGGCCAUACCUUCUUCUCACAGAGUCAGGAGCGUGUGAAGGGCGAUGUGCCCGGGGGCUUCGGGGGAUUGCAAGCCCCCGGCAAGGCAAAGGCAAAGGUAGCCACUGCAACCGUGGCUAAACCUUCUGUUGGAUCCUCUGAGCACGCGAAUGACCAGACGCUCCAAACCCGCAGCACCAGCGCGAGCCGCCCCUCUACCAACAUACCAUUUGGUAACGUUCCAAGGGGACCGAAGAAGGACCAGCCUCAGGCUUUGUUAGCGCCAGAGGCUUCAGUUUCCUAUGAUGUGAACGCUAAGAAGAAACUUUCAUUGAGAUGUCAGUCGCUUGGGUUUAACCCUGAAUGGGUUUUGGGUGCAAAUGUGGGCGGCAAGUGCAGUUUCAACGUCAAGCUCCGAGACGUCAUGGUCGAAUCUGACGGUUUGUAUAUUGGAGAGCAAAUGGCAAAGGCGGUUGUUGCAGUUAAGGCGCUGAGGGAUUCGGAGCUUUGGAGAAAACUGGAGCGCUGGUCCCGUCCACCAGCGUCUUCCAAGGCCUCCGCGACUAGCCAUGCCAAUGGGUUCUCGGCCACGUCAACAAGCAACUCUCGCCAGAACAAAUCUCGUCAGCACAACUCUCGUCAAAACUUGCCCUUAGUCAAACGAGAGCCAGGCAUCUUGAAUGGUGCUGCGAGCCGCACUACCGAGGAGAGUGAGCGGCUUCAGCUUCUGAUCAUGCUUCAGAACUACAUCGGGCCCUCGGUGCCCAACUAUGCCGAUCGUCCUGAUGUUUGCAAAGCCUUUUUCGAGGGAUUAGCCAUGGGAGCUCGUCUCACAAGGCCUUCCCAAAGCCCGUCCGAGCACAUUCAGAAAGACCGCGCCGGAUCACGCUCCCCCCCAACCCGCCAUUCUAACAUUUCUGCUAGCUACCGGGCCCGUUCACCUCUUGGAGUACGUGGCAGGCUCACUCCGCCGCCGGUCUAUUUUCAGUACCCGGGCCGACCUGAUUCAAGUUACUACAGGCCGUGCAAUACGCCCCGCCGCGAGCCCCCUCGCGGACCAUCUGGUGAUUCCAGGGGAAACACGGUUGUCAAGAAGGAGUAGGAUGGACUUGAUCGACAGCAACUCUGCUAGCAAGCAGAACGAAUCGGUCGCGUACGACACAACGACCACAUGAGAAGGGGGUAUGAUGGCUGCUCGGGUGCGAAGGCAAACGUCUCGAGACAUAUUUAUCCCGACUUCUAUCCGAGAAGACUUAGUAGGAUAGUGAGAAGGAGCUAUUAUCCUGACUUUUAUCCCCCAAUUG